UCUGGAACACACACACACACUGUGCUGCACCUGCUCCACGAAAGCCGAACAACUCGUCCCCCCUAUCCCCUCGUCCGACGGCGCCGUGCCGGCGGCGCGAUCGGAGGCCGGAGCUCCUCCCGUCCAGAUCUCCGUCCCCCUCCUCCUCUCCGUCUCUUGGAGUGUGAACCCAACUACCCGAAGGCGCCCUUCCUCCGCCGCAUUCCGAUCUGAUGGCCGGAUCUCGCAACUGGGCGGAUCUACCGGACGGGCCGACGGCGCUCAUCGCCGACCGCGUCCUCGCCUACGACGUCGCCGACUACGUCCGUUUCCGCGCCGUGUGCCUCCCGUGGCGUCGAUGCUCAGCGGACCCGCGCGCGCACGGCAGCCUCGACCGCCGGUUCCAUCCCCGGCGGUGGGCGAUGCUCCGGGAGGAGCUCGCGGCGCCCAACCGCCGCUCCUUCCUGAACACCUCCACCGGCGAGUGCGUCCAGGUGGACCUCCCGGAGCUCCAUGACCACUGCGUGCUCGCCCUCACCUCCGAGGGCCUCCUCGUUCUGGUCCACCACAAGCCGCAGCGCAACACCGUCCGCCUGCUCAACCCGUUCACCGGCCACCUCACGGAACUCCCGCCGCUCACCACGCUGCUAUCUCCACACGACCAGCACAUGCGUAUGGAUCUGAUUGGCCGUUUCAAAAGGGUGUUAGCAGCGUGGGGCUCCGGCGUUGCCAAUGAUGAUUCGACAGUGGUGCUCUGCUUCAACACGCUCGACGUGCUUGGCAUGGCCAAGCCCGGCGAUGACCACUGGACGUUGUUAAAAUGCCAAUUUGGUUCGAUGUUAUCGCCCUUAAUGCUGGCAGGCCGAUUCUACUGCGUUAACUGGCACAAUGGUGUCAUGGUGCUGGAAACCAGCGGAGAUCAGCCACCACGGCUGGAGAUGGCCUCCGAGCUGAAUUUGAGUGGCUCACUGAUUGAGGGUAGUCUGCACCUGGUGAACAAUUGUGGGGAGCUCAUGCUGGUGCACCGUUGGAGCGGACCAUUGUCAUCGGUGAACAGAUUGGGUUAUUGGUACGAUGCAUAUCGAGUGGAUUUGGACAAGCGGACGCUAUUCCCGGUCAACAGCUUGGGCGGCGCCACCGGGCGUGCGGUGUUCAUGGGCAUGCAUUGCUCCCUAUCGGUGUCCAUACAGAAUUUCCCUUCUGGCUCCAUUACUGCUGACACCAUCUACUUAGGCUUUGACGUUGCUGAAAGAGCGGGGUUUAAAGUUGGAGCAUAUCAUCUCGCAGAUGGAAGCAUCGAAGGCACCGGCAGAUAUGAGGGUCGCUUGGUGCCACGGCCGCAUACUCUUGUUGACUGUCUAUGUUUAGCCAAUACCGUCUGAGGAGCUAUCCCAUUUCCUUGAUGUUUAGCGUGCAUGGAUGCGCAAUAUGUAUCUGCACACUUUGUUGCUGAGUUUCGUUUCAAGGUGCACACAUACAGAUUUGUAUGCAUGUUAUCAAGAGAAGAAGUGUGUUGCACUCUUUUACAGUAGUCCAAGUAUUUGCCUAAUCAGUUUGUGGCUUUGGCAAAAAGCAAAGCAACUUAUUAUUUCCUCAGUUGGAAAGCAGGCCUGUCUGCUUUCAUGGCAGAAAGGUUGUUUUCGGCUGCGGUGACUUUGUGAGAUCUUGGGAAGAUGGUUAGUUCAAAAACAAACCUUUUAUGCCCUUUACCAUGGUUUAUAUGACAUUUGUAAGCAAAUAAUUUUUCUGGUUUCUAUCUGUGUUGUUAGUUCCCCAACCUAGUAGUUUGUGGAGCCAAGUAUUUCUUGAUAGCAAAGAGAAAGCAGGCAACGCUGGCUAUUAUAGGUGUUCAGGAGCACCACUUCUUCAGAAGCUGGAUGGAUUUAACAUCGACAACCCUGGACUUCCUAUGGAUGGCUAUAUGACAUUUUGUGGCUGGUCAGCAAUAUGUAAAAUGUUCUGCUCUCCAUUUUAAGGUAGUUUUGCUUACUUCACAUCAUUCCCUUCCCCUCCCAGAGAUAAAUAUUCAUGUUUGCUCCACAUGGUAUACUCUUCGUUUUGUAUGGUGCUAGUUCUCCGUGGGCUUAUAUGACUUACUCAACUGCAAAACUGCGGAAGUUGUUGCCAAUAAAUCUUUGUGUAAUGUCUAGCAGGGCCCGAGCUCUUGCAUGAUAUGAAUGUCUCACCAUUUUCAUCAUCCAACACACAAUCCCAAAUUUUGGUUGCUGACAGCAGUCAGGCAAUUUGUUAAAGGUUUCUGAAAUUGAAUUAAGCUUACCGCACUUGUAUAUUAUUGUUUCUGUUAUAUAUUCAGCCAGAAGAGAAAUAGUCAUGGGCAACAAUAUGUUACUGGGGAUCCAAGUGGAUCCAUAUCAAAAGAAAUCUUCUUGACAAGACAAUUGGCCAAAAGGUGUAACGGCAAACUGAAUAAAGGCAAGGUGAUGAAAGAUGGAUCAUCAUUAAACAUAAGUUCCUUCCGUUAUUUUUCCAGAUUCAGGCAAAAAAAUGUUAAAUUGUCAUAUGUGCACUAGGAUUUAUACGAGUUUGAAAGGAUUAGGAGGUUGAUAUACAUGCAGAUGCGGAUGUGGUAGAAGCUUGAGGCUCAGAUGAGGCUGUAAUAUUAUGUCUUGAUGAGUUUAUGGUAUGUUUAUCCUUGUCCUUACCAUCACAUUGUUGUGUUAGUGUACAUAUAAGCAAUUACUAGUACUCGCUCUUAUAUUUCUUUACAGAGGGAGUACAUGAUAAUUAUCGGAUAUUCUCAUUCUCAUAGUUCCAAAUUUGAAAGCAUACAUGUUUGCUAAGGCAUCCGAAAAACGAUUUACAGGUAACUGACGCUACUUGACUGUUAGUAGCCCGCCUUCUUAAUGAACUGAGAUUGAAUCCUUGGAAGCUCAGCUGUCAGUCCAAGAAAUCGCUUAUGAGAAGUGUUCUCCUUUUUUUUAGUAGUAGUAGCUUGAAUGUUGGUUUUCUGGAAACCGUUGGCUAAGUAGAAUAUAUCAAUAAAUGUGCGUCUGGCGAGUGAAACCUGAUAGCUGCAAAGCUAUGGUCGUAUUUUGCAUUUUUUUCCCCCUCUAGAAUGCACAUAAGCUAUGCGUAUCAUAUAUAGAGAGAAGAAACGGUAGAUUUCGCAAAAGAAGAAGAAGAAGAAGAAGAAGAAGAAGAAGAAACAGUAGAGUGCUCGGUGAAAACAUGCAAAUCUCCACAGAGAAGACCCGCCAUAUCAGCCAAGUCUUAAUUUCCUCUAGCACCCUUUUUAUCACCACAAUGCUCAAUGGCGUUGCCCUAUUGAAGACGACGGCAUUUCUGCUGUACUCCUUUCGUUCCAUAAUAUAAGAGUGUAUUUAACGAAUAUCCUAUUCUGAGCCCAGGCUCAGCUGCACUCGGUGUACAAUAAAUUCAAAAAUACUAGUAGAAAGAUUUAAUUUUUUUGUGGAGAAA
Molecule: messenger RNA, 3417 nt
Organism: Triticum aestivum (bread wheat)
Lineage: Eukaryota; Viridiplantae; Streptophyta; Magnoliopsida; Poales; Poaceae
Exons: 2
Coding region: 213-1361 (382 amino acids)
Source: RefSeq, a predicted model, not a curated record